This is a messenger RNA of Bactrocera neohumeralis, 3705 nucleotides long. RefSeq names its product protein CBFA2T1 (gene nvy). Gene Ontology annotation, molecular function: transcription corepressor activity. Gene Ontology annotation, biological process: DNA-templated transcription; negative regulation of DNA-templated transcription. The transcript is spliced from 9 exons. The record is from RefSeq and is a predicted model, not a curated record. Bases 933 to 3029 code for a protein of 698 amino acids. Gene Ontology annotation, cellular component: nucleus. NCBI's taxonomy places the organism in Eukaryota, Metazoa, Arthropoda, Insecta, Diptera, Tephritidae.
CCGUGAGCACGUUCAAGCGGACAAAUUACUGGAUGCGAGGUCAAAGUAAACAACUGGUUCGAAGGCACAUUCCCAACUGCACCGUGCUCGUAUGAAACAAAAGCAAACCAGUCAGGCUAGUCAUUUUGUCUUUGCAAACGCAAAGCAAUGCAGCAAAGACAAUUGAAAUUCCGAUGAGAACGUGGCGCUGGUGUUACGACCAGCUAUCGGAUCAUAUGAACUCAGUGCCAUCGGAAUUCGAGUUAGUGCCGGUUGUGUGUGGCGACCGAACAAAAACAAGCGGACCGGUUUUGUUGAUCAGCACCUCCACUCUAUGCCAAAAUCGUUGCGCGGUGCUUAGUGAAAAGGUGCAUAUUUAGAAAUAUAAGUGAUUUCUCUAAGAAAUGAAAGUGAAGAAAGUUUGUGUCCUUAGUCUUUUGUGCACAUACUCCUUGAAUGCCCUUUUAUGUAGAUUUUAGCGAGCGAACGAAAAAAUUUAAAAUAUAAUUAAUUUUUAAAAAUUAUAAACUAAAAUGAAAACAACGCAACAAAAAAGUACUGGGCUUGCUAAUGCCAAGACGAAGCAAUGAAAAUUGUAUUUGCGUAAGUCGUACAACAUAUGCCAUCGCGCAGCUGUUUUAAUAUUUUGCAACAAACACCGCGUUGCUGAAGGAAUAAAAUUCAAAAGAUUAAGUUGGGCUUUGUGCUGUGAGCGUUUUGGAACUAAAUCAAUGAUCAAUCAACGUCUUCUCCAAACCAAUUCACUAAGAAACGCAUAUGUUGUACUCUAUCAAUCAUAUGGCCCUCUCCCCUAUAAUAUUUAAGAUGAGAAGAUGUUUAUAAACUCUUCAUUUUGUCAAUAAUUGAAAAAUUUUCACGCUCUACGCCUCUUGGCAAUCGUGACUUGGUAAACAUUUGCACUGGCGGCAUUUUUCUCCUUGGCACAUUUUAUUAUGAUGGCUCUUGACGGCAAGACGAUAAUUAAAGAAGAAAUUACUGAUAAGGACGUCUAUGAGGCUGCUGCAUCCAAUAAUUCUAGUCGACGGAACAAAGCAAAUUCUUCCUCCAACUCUUCUUCCGGCAAGGACUCGAGCAACAGCAACAACUCGUCGCAAACUAACGGCUGCACUGGUGCAAGUGGUAGCAGUGGGGUGAGCAACUCUAGUUCGAUUUGUACGAAUCCGAACGCUAACGGAGCGCGCAGUUGCCGCACCCCCGACUCCCCGGAGAGCGCACGUGCUAUUGCACCACGUUCACCUAUGUCACCACAACUGCAUCAUUCAAGCCUGGCCCCACCACCACCACGACCGAAUCGUAAUGCCAGCGCCUCACCGGUAGUGAAUGGAGCAACCACCACCACAUCACCGCCUCCACUCCCCACACCACCUACACAAGCGGCACUGGCCGCGGCCGCUGCUGCAGCUACUGCAGCUGCAGUGCAUGCUGAGCAGGCACGACUACUCAGUAAGAUACGUAAAUUCCUUGGUUCUCUGGUACAGUUAGCGCAAGAGAUUCAUCCCGAAGUGAGCGAUCGUGUGCGUGCGCUAGUGCUUUCACUGGUCAGUGGAGGCAUAAGCAUUGAUGAGUUCCGCCUAACGCUGCAAGAUGCCAUCAAUUUGCCAUUGCGCCCGUAUGUCAUUCCAUUACUCAAAAAUCAUAUUUCCCUGCUGCAACGCGAGAUCUCCGAAUUAGCGCGUGCCAGUAAUCAGACUACACUACAAUACGUUACCACGAAUGAGAAUGUUGUAAUGGAGUUUUCUCCACACGGGCCUUCUGCGGAAUACAGUGACAUGUUCGUACACAUGGAUGCUGCGCAGGCUGCUGCAGCGGCAGCCGUUGCCCAAGCUACAGCGUCCAACAGCGCCGGUACUACCAGCCUCGUCUUUAAGCGCCGAGCUUCGGACACUCUGAUGGAACACCACAAUGGAAUACAAGACUGGAAUGAUUAUAUGGCCGCUUAUCCACCUGCCAAGCGUGCUUUACACGCACAUUCGGCUCACUUAAGCGCCGCAUCUGCCGAUGCACGUCUUGCAUUUACCAGCCAACCAACCGUUUUUGAUUACUCGGCGGCAGCUAGUAGCACGUCAGCAGUAACUCAAUCCGAGAAUAAUUUCAACAGUCUUAUGGAGAAGGCAAAUCACAGGGAAGAUCGUGAUCUGCGAGUUAAUAUCGUUGCUGAAAAUGCAGCGCAACGACAUCCUUCACGGGUUGGUCCCCCAAGCACAAGCACUAGUGGGGGUGCUGCCAGCAGCGUCAAUACCACACUUGGCGGCGAAGAGGAAUGGAAGAAUAUACACACCAUGUUGAACUGUAUCUCGGCAAUGGUAGAUAAGACAAAACGGGCAAUUACCAUAUUGCAACAGCGGGGCGUAGAGCCCCAACAGCCCAACUACAGCGAAGUCACACCAGCAUCACUGGCCGAAAUACGACGUCAGACUGAAGAGAAGGUCGCUGAGUUCAAACGAAAUGCCGAGGAAGCAGUCAACCAGGUGAAACGUCAGGCGGUGAUUGAAAUACAGCGCGCAGUGGUAGCAGCUGAAACACGCGCAUCAGAAGUGAUGUCGCAGGAACGCUUGCGCAUGGAAAAGUUUUUCGUCGAGAUGAGUCGCCAUUCAGGCGGUAUCCACAAUUCCAGUACAACUAUCGCAGGUGUAGCAGCAGCAACGGUGCCAGCCGAACGUGAAUUGGACAACAAGUCUCCGUCGAUUACAGCCGGGCAAAAUGCUUGCUGGAAUUGUGGACGUAAAGCAACCGAAACUUGUUCUGGCUGCAAUUUAGCCCGUUAUUGUGGCGCUUUCUGCCAGCACAAGGAUUGGGAACACCAUCACCAGAUUUGCGGCACCACGCGAUCAUCUGACCUUUCUGCUAAACACAGUGUGUCCCAGGGGAUCCCACUUACGGCGAACAUGCGCGGAUCCAUCUCAAGAUCUCCGCCCAAUCAGCCGCAGUCAUCACAGUCAACGUCUCAAGUGCCGCAGCCGCAGAACUCAGGCAGCGGCAGUGUUGCGCCACCCAGUUCACUCGUGGCGAACGGGGUCAGCUCCAAAUGACGCAUUCGCAUGAUGAAACCGAAGAAAAAGUACUUGUGCUAGUCAAAUUAAACUAAAAAUUAAAAUAUGCAUAAAUUAAUUAGAAUUAACUACAAUAUAAACUACAUUUAUUGAUACUAUGUAUAAAAAUCUGCGAAAAAUUACAAAUGAGAACUUGAGAACGACAUUGAAACGCUAAAAAUAAAAGUAAUUUUAUUACAUCAGCCCAACAAUAUCAAAACCAUAAUCAAAAUAGACUUUAAAAAUUUAUUAUAUAAUAUAAUGUAAUAGAGGAGAUACAAUUUUAACGUUUGGUAUUCACUUAUACAAUUGCAGACUUCAAAUGUUAUUGAACCGUUUUAUGCACAGAUACUAAAUAUAUCACAAUAUGAGAGCACCCCUAGAGCAAUGUAGAAGCUCACUUUGAUUUCAAUGGUUGAAAAUUUAAAAUAUUCUCCGUCAUUGACUCAAGAAAGUUAAAAAUUUGUAAACCGAUUUAAAAUAUAGUAGAACUAAUAUUAAAGUAAUUAAUCUGAGAGUGAAAAACCAAAAACUAGAAAACAAAAGAAAUAUACGGUAAUUUUAGUAAUUUAUUUAUUACGUAUUAUAAACAGAUUUUAAUAAUCUUAAAUGUAUUAAUUUAUGUUACUGCUCAAUAAAAUAAAUAAAUUUGAAAAGCUAACUAAUUGACUGUAAA